UCUACACAGGUUGGCGCACGCCACUAUGAUGCUAAUGCAGACGGGUGGUCUAUGCGGUGACCGUAGGGAACUAUUAGCGCUAGUAGUCAGUGGGCCUAUGUUUACAUUUGUAUGUACUGGGAAAUCGAAGAUUUUUUUAUUCAAAUUCGUUAUAUCGUCCAAACGACUAAAAUUACGAAUUAAAAUCAUUCAGCAAUUAUUGUAGACCGUAAAAAGGUGAUAAGAACACAACCGACACCUAACCUGGAGAUAACAUGAGUAUAUUCAUAAUGCAUGACAAAGAUUAACAAAAUAAUUUUCGAAUUUCGACAAUAUUAUUCUGUAUUUUUGUCAUUACUUAAUUGGUAGUAGGUAUAUAGUUUUAUUGCCAUGGUGGCUAAGUGUUGUGUAGUUGGAUGUACUUCAGGCUACAAAAGCAACACAGAAAAGGUGUUACAGUUUUCCGCACCAAAAGAUACUGGUUUACGGCAAAGAUGGCAAAAAGCUAUUCCAAGGAAAAACUUUGUUGUAAACGACAAGACCUACGUUUGUUCCAAACAUUUUUCCGAGGAAGACAUAGUAUGGUAUUGGGAGUCUGGCGGAAUAAAGAUUCAAUAUACAAGAUGCCGAUUAAGAGAAGGAGCAGUACCUUCAAUAUUUCCUGGUCCAAGUUACCUAUCUAAACCAAAUAAACAACCAAGAAAACCACCAUGUCUUCGUCAAGGUAACUUACAAAAAAAUUAGUUAAUUUUAUAACAGUUAGUUAUUAUAUUCAAUAUUAAGUAGUAU
Messenger RNA from Acyrthosiphon pisum (pea aphid), 768 nucleotides. RefSeq names its product THAP domain-containing protein 2-like. Bases 370 to 723 code for a protein of 117 amino acids. NCBI's taxonomy places the organism in Eukaryota, Metazoa, Arthropoda, Insecta, Hemiptera, Aphididae. Gene Ontology annotation, molecular function: sequence-specific DNA binding. The record is from RefSeq and is a predicted model, not a curated record. The transcript is spliced from 2 exons.